Lactuca virosa is the source of this 255-nucleotide messenger RNA. The record is from the annotation of a GenBank genome assembly. Lineage: Eukaryota; Viridiplantae; Streptophyta; Magnoliopsida; Asterales; Asteraceae.
AUGAGGUGGACGAGAGCACAGAGCUUGAGAAGGAGUCCAAAAAUGAUGGAAGGAGGAUUUCAGUCAAAGUUUAGUAAUACGGCUAACAAUGCUAUCGAUGUUGAAGAAGAAGAAGUCUUGUACAUUGAAUCAGGGUCAUCAAGCAUCCGUGUAGUUGAAGGAAAUAAAUCUAUGAGAAGUGCAGGGAAGAAAGGAGUACCUGGUGGGGGGAAAACUAGAAUUACCCAAAAAGAGAAGCAAUGGAAAAUCAUAUAA